AUUUCUUCUGUAUCCUUUUCAAUAUUAAUUAAUGGCAGUGCUGAAGGCUGGUUCAAGCCUACAAGAGGUAUUCGCCAAGGUACUUAGGUAUCCAUAAUGUUAUUUUCUGGAAGGAUCAUGUCAAUACUAAGGAGCUGCUCUUGAAAAUUUCAAAUAAGUUAGCUGGUUGGAAAAAAGGUACACUCUCCAGAGCAGUGAACUGGGAGAAAGUCUGCACCCCAAAGAAUGUGGGAGGCUUGGGAAUCAGGCCUUCUGCUUUCUUCAACAAUGCAGCAAUUGCUAAAAUAGCCUGGAAGCUAAUGAAUGACCAUGAGAACUGGCUCUCUCAAAUCUUGAGGAAGAAAUACUUGAGAAAAGUUUCUUUUUUCGAAGCAAAAAAGAAGCAAACAGGUUCUCUAGCCUGGAAAGGCAUUCUUGAUGCGAGGAAUCUUAUCCUUAAAGGGAUGAGAUGGAUAGUUGGAAAUGGUGAAAAUAUUAAGUUUUGGACUUUCAACUGGGCUUAUGAAUUCCCCCUUUUGAAUCUGAUCCAAAUCAAUGAUAGAAAUGCUAUUGAUUUGAAUGAAACGGUGGCUGAUUACAUUUUUAAUGGUUGUUGGAACAUACAGAAGCUGUUACAGGUACUCGAUCAAGAAACUGUUAAGCAGAUUACUGGAAUACCAAUUCUUGUCUCUAACCAAUGUGAUGAGUGCAUAUGGGCCCCCCCAACCGAUGGCAGAUUCUCCGUCAAGUCAGCAACUUGGCUUCAAUAUCAAAAUUUGGAAAAACAUCAGCAAAGUGACCUUAUUAACAAGGUAUGGAAACUGGAUGUCCCUCUUAAAGUUAAAUUAUUUGGAUGGUUAUUACUGCGAGGCAGGUUGAAAACAAGAGAUAGAUUAUCGAAGUUUGGGUAUAUUGAUGAUAACAGCUGUCCAUUGUGUGACAGCGACAAUGAAACUGCUGAUCACCUAUUUGGUCAUUGUGACUUCACUACUGAGGUUUUCAGGCUUGCAGGAAUUAGUGCUCUUAUGGACUGGCACGAAGGAUAUUUAAAGGUCCUUCGAGAAAUGUUUAUUAACCAACCGUAUGAUAAGUUUCUUUUUGCAAAGGUCCUUAUCAUAUAUUGGCAAAUAUGGAAAGCAAGAAAUGACACCAUAUUCAGAGAUGUGAUUACCACCGCUACUAAUGUUGCAGCAACUGCUGCCUUUCAUUUUAAUGAAACUGCCUUGUACAAGGCUGUUGUUGGGGGAGGUAUUUCUCAAACCACUUCUUCCACCAUAAGGUGGCUACCCCCUCACAACAACUUCAUCAAGAUUAAUUUUGAUGGUUCUGUUCAAGGAAGAUCAGCUGCAGGAGGUUUCGUUUUCAGAAACAGUGAUGGGAACGUGAUUCUUGCUGCUGCAAAGGGUUUAGGAAGUACUACUAUUCCAACAGCUGAAGCCACGGCUCUGAGAGAUAGUCUUGUCAAAGCUAGAGACCGAGGCUAUAUGAAUGUCCAAGUGGAAGGCGACUCGAAGCUAGUGAUUGAUGCUAUCAAUGGGAAAUUAUCCCCUCCUUGGAGAUUGCAGAAGAUUGUCCAAGAUAUUCGGACUAUUGCUACCUCUUUCUCCUCAGUUUGCUUUAACCAUGUAUACAGAGAGGCAAACUUUAUGGCGGAUGCUUUUGCUAAUGAAGGCCACCAACUCCCGAAUGGUCAUGAGUGGCAAGAUGGAUACCCAACAGUUGUUGAUAGAGCGCUGCUAUUUGAUACUGUUAGCUCGGGUUGUCCGAGAGGAUUUUUUUUGUAA
Molecule: messenger RNA, 1763 nt
Organism: Fragaria vesca subsp. vesca
Lineage: Eukaryota; Viridiplantae; Streptophyta; Magnoliopsida; Rosales; Rosaceae
Product: putative ribonuclease H protein At1g65750-like
Exons: 3
Coding region: 300-1763 (487 amino acids)
Source: RefSeq, a predicted model, not a curated record